Molecule: messenger RNA, 1313 nt
Organism: Cannabis sativa
Lineage: Eukaryota; Viridiplantae; Streptophyta; Magnoliopsida; Rosales; Cannabaceae
Product: loganic acid O-methyltransferase-like
Exons: 3
Coding region: 163-1230 (355 amino acids)
Biological process (GO): methylation
Molecular function (GO): S-adenosylmethionine-dependent methyltransferase activity
Source: RefSeq, a predicted model, not a curated record
UAAUAACAUAUCCUAUUUUGUUAUUAAUUUCUUCUUCUUCUUCUUACUUAGAUCCAUAUAUAUAUAUAUAUACAUACAUAUAUAUAUAUAUAUAUUACACUAAUAUUAGUCAUUAAUUUUUCUGAAAUACAAAAUCAUAUUUACUUGAAUAGCUUGAAAAAUAUGGAAGAAUCGUUUCCUAUGGCAGGAGGUGAUGGCCCAUACAGCUAUGCCAAGAAUUCUAAUCUACAGAAAGAAGCAACUGAGAAAGCUAAAGAAAUUUUGGUGGCCGCCAUAACUGAAAAUGUAGAGAUCAACAAACAUAACAUUUGUGCCAUCUCAAACUCAUUUCGGAUCGCCGACUUCGGUUGCUCCGUCGGCCCAAACACAUUUAUGGCCAUGGAGAUUAUAAUUGAAGCUAUUUACAAAUCCUACCAUGAUAGUACUUCCACGUAUAACCCCGAAUUCCAUGUAUUCUUCAUCGACCAUGUAUCAAAUGACUUCAACUUUCUCUUCAAAAACCUACCUAAGGACCGAAUUUACUUUGCGGCUGGUGUGCCGGGCUCUUUCUACCAUAGAUUGUUUCCUAGGGCAUCAUUGGACCUCGCCUACUCAUCACAUGCAUUGCACUGGUUGUCGAAGACUCCAAUGGAGGUCAUAAACCCUAGUUCACUGGCAUUUAACAAGGGCAAGAUUUUUUAUGCCAAUGCUGCAGAGCAAGUCGGCGAGGCCUAUAAGAAUCAACAUGAAGAGGAUAUGGCAAGCUUUUUUGGUGCUCGAUCUGAAGAGCUCACUCUUGGUGGGCUAGUUGUGAUUCUUAUGUCAUGUAGGGAAGAUGGGAGUUCGCCAACUCACUCCUCGCUCGGCCCUCUUUUUGAACCACUUGAAUCCACCAUUAUAGAUAUGGCUAACGAGGGAAUAAUAAGCCAAGAAAAGCUUGACUCAUUCAACUUGCCAAUUUUUAGUCCAUCACCUGAGGAGAUUAAGAAAAUAAUACAAAAAAAUGGAUGUUUUGAAAUAUUAAAAUUGGAAGUUCUUCCACAAACUUUUUGUCCUAUGAUCACACCAGAACAAUGCAGAAGUGGGUUUGAGAAUAUUAUCACCAAACAUUUUGAUGAUGAUAAUAAUAAUAAUGAUAUAAUAGAACAACUCUUUGAUCGUUACUCCAAGAAAAUUGGAGGAUAUUCUCCUAUAUCUGCGGACGAUAAAACUAUGGCCACUGGAUUAUUCUUGUUGCUCAAAAGGAUAUAAUUAGCUAAAAUAUUAAUAAUAAGCCAAUUUGUGAUGUUUGAAUUAUUAAAUUGUGUGUUUUGAAUAAAAGUUGUGUUAAUGUC